AUGCGCACACAGAUGGAAACCAAUAGAGCAAUUACCGAUUAUGAUGAACCUCUAGAGAAGCCUGUUGUUUCCCAAGAUGAAAAUGAUUGCACAGAAUCCACAGACUCAUUCACAGAGUUUGCUGGUGAAAGCAUAUCUCAUUAUUCCAACAACCCCGAAUCCAAACACCGCAUCACCUUUGCUCCCGAGCUAGAGGUGUGUGAGAUUCCACACCGAGAAGACAUGACCGAUGAGGAAUACCAUCUCGCUUUCUAUUCGAAAAAUGAAAUUGCCUUUAUGAAUGAAGAGCAAAAUGAAACAGCGGAUCGCAUUGAAGCUGGUAAGAAAGCCAAGAAAUCAACGACUUACAGGGGGCUAGAAGCUUGGACGCAAAUGGGACAACAUGAAAUGAACCAAAGGAUCUUCUCCUGUGUUGAUUCUGUCCUUGAUGAACAGGACAAGCAGUGGACCAAGGGGCGCAACAGCACUCGGCGAAUCGCCAAAGCUUCCAAAGGCCUUACCAAGACCAGCCGAAAAAUUGCCUUGGAGCUUGCCAAGCAAGAUGAAAAGGAAGCUCGUAAGGUUUAUGAGGAACACUUGGAUGAACACGAUAAAGCGGCGCAAGAAGAACCAUUCCACCUUCCUCUCGUUGCUGUGAUCACCAACAGCACCAUUAUGAAGAAAUCUAAGAAGUACACUCCAGACUCUCUCAGGUCUCUGAACGCCAGCAGUCAUUCGAUGGAUCUUGGUCUUUCAAUGCACUCUCACGAUUCUUGUGACAGUGGCUUAUGGUCACUCUCUUCCAGUUCCAUCUUGGAAAAACCUACCACGCCAAAGAAGAAAAGAAAAUCCAAGAAGAAGUCUGCCGCAAGAGAGGGCAAGGCUGAAAAAGAAACACCUGCCAAGACUACCGCAUCACGACGAAAGAAGAUUAACAAAGUGAUGGUUGUCUAA
This is a messenger RNA of Cylindrotheca closterium, 933 nucleotides long. The record is from the annotation of a GenBank genome assembly. NCBI's taxonomy places the organism in Eukaryota, Bacillariophyta, Bacillariophyceae, Bacillariales, Bacillariaceae.